Chenopodium quinoa (quinoa) is the source of this 1399-nucleotide messenger RNA. RefSeq names its product anthocyanidin 3-O-glucosyltransferase 5-like. The transcript is spliced from 2 exons. The record is from RefSeq and is a predicted model, not a curated record. Lineage: Eukaryota; Viridiplantae; Streptophyta; Magnoliopsida; Caryophyllales; Amaranthaceae. The coding region runs from base 224 to 1240 and encodes 338 amino acids. Gene Ontology annotation, molecular function: UDP-glycosyltransferase activity.
UGGAAGCUGCUGGUACUUUCUGAAAUUGGCAUCUCCAGUAAAAACUCAACUGUACAGGUUUCCUAUAGAAUGGGAGCCAUUUCGGAGGCCUGAAAUCGCUAUAUCAUGGUAGAGCAGCAGACUUUGGAUGAGAUUAUUUGAAAGCUGGGUUAUUGGAACAUGUGGCAUCAUGUGAUUUGUUAUUAGUACCGAGGCAAUAGAGGCAAUCGCGCAGGAGUUCAACAUGUUGAAGUAUGUGUUCAUUGCUACUAAUGCGAGGUGCUUGUCCCACAAUUUUUAUCUUCCGUAUGUGAAGAAAGAGGCGAACCGGGAUGAACUAAUUUAUGCUCCUGAGAGUGAACCGAUCAUGGAUGAUGAUCUAUUUAAAUUCAUCUUUUCCCUCCACGACCAGACCAUCAAGGAAUUAGUCCGUAUAGCAUCCCACAUGGCAGCCGCCGAUGGCAUUUUGGUGAACACGUGGGAGGAUCUCGAGGCCAAGACACUUAAUUCAUUCAAGGAAGAAAGGUUCAUGAAGCAUAUUUCUAGAACCCCAGUUCAUUCGAUAGGACCGUUGGUUCGAGCAGGUGAACCAACAGGUUCAAAACCCGAGUUAAUGAACUGGCUAGACCGUCAACCAAAAGAGUCCGUGGUUUAUGUUUCAUUUGGGAGUGGUGGAACGUUAUCAGCACAACAGACUGUUGAAUUAGCCUGGGGUUUGGAUUUGAGCGAGCAGCGAUUCAUUUGGGUGGUUCGGCCUCCUACAGAAAAUGAUAGCUGCGGUUCUCUGUUCAAGUCCGAACAUAGUGGUGAGGACACUCUUUUCAAGUACCUACCAGAUGGGUUUUUGGAUCGAACUCGCGAUGUGGGUUUUGUGGUGCCAAUGUGGGCACCACAAGAGGAGAUCCUGACCCAUGGAUCAAUAGGUGCAUUUCUUAGUCAUUGUGGGUGGAACUCGUCACAAGAGAGUAUUGUGAAUGGGGUGCCUAUAAUCACUUGGCCUUUGUAUGCGGAGCAGCAUUUGAAUGCUGUUUUGCUGACAAGAGAAAUUGGGAUUGCGGUCGGACCUCAGGUGGAUCCUAGCAAGGAGCUGGUGAAAAGAUAUGAGAUUGCGAAAAUGGUGCGAAGGGUGAUGGUGGACGAAGAAGGGAUAGGCAUAAGAACAAGGGUUCAUGAGUUUAAAGCAAGUGCAAAAGAGGCCUUAAGUGAGGGUGGUACUUCCUACAUUGCACUGUCCAAGAUAGUUGAAAAAUUUGUGAUAUAAAAACUUUGCUAUGAGAAUGUGAUGUUAAGUGUAGUACUGAGUACUUAAGAAGGCUAUAUAACUUAUAUUGUGUCUAUUAUCGAUCUAUUAUCGAUUAAUUGAGGCACCAAAAUAAUAAUAUAGAAUGGGAAGUACAAAAAUUUUAGCUUUUCGUAUCAA